Molecule: messenger RNA, 636 nt
Organism: Vigna umbellata (rice bean)
Lineage: Eukaryota; Viridiplantae; Streptophyta; Magnoliopsida; Fabales; Fabaceae
Source: RefSeq, a predicted model, not a curated record
AUGGAGCCCAAAGAGCAUAUAACCGAGUACAUAACUCGGGUGGAGAAGGUGGCCAACCAACUCGGUAGGAAUGGAGAACAAAUGCCAUCUAGCCGGGUUGUGGGAAAAAUUUUGAGAUCUCUUACAAAAGAUUUGGAAAGUAUUGUAUGCGCCAUCGAAGAAUCGAAGAACUUGUCGGUUCUCACAGUGGAUGAACUUGCUGGAUUACUCAAAGCCAAGGUCUUGGAGGCAGAGGCCGAGGAGGCCAAGGAUGAAGUGGACGUGGCCGGGGUAAUUUUGAGAAUGAUAGUGAAGAGCAAACCGGUCAACAGAAUUGGCGUGAUCGAGGACAAGGGAAAGGCCGAGGAGAUCGGUCAAGAGUUGAGUGUUUUAAGUGUGGCAAGUAUGACCACUAUGCAAACGAGUAUAAAUCAAGCAAGUUCUAUAACUAUGGCAAGUUUGGCCAUAUUGCAAAGUAUUGCAAAACCGAGACAAAGAGUGUGGAAUCCUAUUGCUAGCAAUAUUUUAAGCAUGGAUCAGAUAAUUGAAAAGGGUACUUCAAUUUUUAUGAAGGACCAAGUACUGUAUUUAAAGGAUGAGCAUGGUCGUCUAGCAACCCAAGCAAAAACGAAGAAGAACCGGUUGUAUGAAUUAUAG